Molecule: messenger RNA, 1160 nt
Organism: Paramecium octaurelia
Lineage: Eukaryota; Ciliophora; Oligohymenophorea; Peniculida; Parameciidae
Source: the annotation of a GenBank genome assembly
AAAAUUUAAACUUAUGAAAACAACAAUGUUGAUGGUCUUAACACUCUUAGUGUUAGGGAAUUCUUAAUAGGUAGACAUUCACGCUAAAGAUGUCUAUUUUAUUGUUAAGGGAGUGGUAGAAGGAGUGUAAGUUGAUGAUCACGUAGAAGUCAAAGAAAUUGUGUCUUGCUUAAAUGAUUCAGAAGCUUUGAUAGAAAACAUCGUGAAGGCUAUCACAAAUUUAGAAACCUAAACGUUUGAUGGGGUCAAAGAAGGAAUUAAAUUAAUUGGAGUAGCCAUUCAAUAAAUCCCAGAUGCUAUCACUGCAUGUGAAUCUGGCUCUGAGGAAAUGGUGGCCUUGUCAAGUAUAUAUAAUUUUAAUCAAUAGAACUUCUCACAAGUAUGCUGGAACAAUUGAGAAGCCCUUGGACAUUCUCAUAUAAAAUCGGUUAUAAUUUAAUUGUUAAUGGUCUUGAUAUCUAUAAGGAAAUUAGUAAUUUCUAUAUCUAAAUUCUAGGCACCGCUAUAAAAGACUGGAAAUCAGAAAUAUAUGAAGAUUUUGGAAAACAGAUCGGAUUUGUACUGGUUUAAUUACUUAAGGAAACAAAAAAUAUCGAGGCUGUUAUACUCGAUGAUGAAGUCGUAGGAAUAAUAUUUGAGGGAUUGCUUGAUGGAAUUGUAGAUGCAAGUGGAAUCAAAGCCAAGGACAUUAAAGCUUGCCUAAAUGUUGCAGGUGGAAUUGUGAUAGAUUUUGAAAAAGCUGUUAGACUAUUGGAAGAUGGUUCUGUCUCAAGUGUCAUCUAGGCUUUAUAAUCAUUUGUAGAAGGCAUUGCUGAGUUCCCAAAGGCUCUUGAGACUUGUUAGGCUUCUUCUCAAGAAGCUGUAAAGUUGGCAGAAAAAAUCAAAGACUUAAUUGAAGCCUUAUCUAAUCCAAGUUCAUUCAUUUAUCAUAUUGGAAAAGAUUUAAUCAUCAAUGGAAAGGACAUUUACUAAGAGGUAUUCAUAUAUUUUGAUUACUUUAGAUAUUCGCAGCUGUGGAUGAUUGGAAGUAUGGAAAAUGGACUGAUUUCGGAUUCUAAUUGGGUAAAGCUAUGGAAUAAAUUUUCGUUGGACUUGAAAAAGAAAAACUAUAUUAAUUAUGAAAUAUAUAUAAUUUCAUACUAAUAAUAACAUUAUUUUUU